This is a messenger RNA of Wyeomyia smithii (pitcher-plant mosquito), 1614 nucleotides long. RefSeq lists its product as uncharacterized. The transcript has a single exon. NCBI's taxonomy places the organism in Eukaryota, Metazoa, Arthropoda, Insecta, Diptera, Culicidae. The coding region runs from base 1 to 1614 and encodes 537 amino acids. The record is from RefSeq and is a predicted model, not a curated record.
AUGGAAAAAUUCUGGACAAUCGAGGAAGAUAGCUCAUCGACAGCGUACUCCGUUGAGGAAGCAGCAUGUGAGGAGCAUUUUCAGCGCACCGUUACUCGCAACGCUGAGGGACGAUACAUCGUUCGCUUGCCAGUCAAGGAGGACGUGCAACGUCAGCUCACCGAUAACCGACGCAUAGCUGUUCGCCAGUUUCACUUGCUUCAAAAUCGCCUACUCCGCAAUCCCGAGCUUCACCAGCAGUACAAAGCCUUCAUCGACGAGUAUCGCGACCUCGGACAUAUGGAGCGGAUUCAUGACUAUGACAACCCAGCAGUUCAACACUACUACCUCCCUCAUCACGCUGUGAUUCGCCAGGACAGCACAACCACCAAAUUACGGGUAGUCUUCAACGCUUCAAGUAAAACACCCAACGGACCUUCGCUCAACGACGUCCUAAUGGUGGGACCAACCGUGCAAGAGGACAUUCGAUCGAUCACGAUGCGAUCUCGGAUGCAUCAAGUCAUGAUAAUUGCCGAUGCAAAGAUGAUGUACCGCCAAGUUCUUGUUGACCGUCAUGACUGUCGAUUUCAGCUCAUUGUCUGGAAACCAUCACCAGACCAUCCCAUGGAAACGUACGAACUAAGAACGGUGACGUACGGUACGGCCAGUGCCCCGUUCCUUGCCACUCGAGUGCUAAAUCAGCUCGCAGAUGAUGAAGGGCAUCAAUUUCCACUGGCAGCGAGGGCACUCAAGAAGGAUGUCUACGUCGACGAUCUCUUUUCCGGUGGCGAAACUAUAAAAGAAGUCAUCGAACUCCGCAAACAACUAGACGCACUCCUAGCAAAAGGCGGAUUUCAGCUUCGCAAAUGGGCUUCAAACGAAGAGGCAGUUCUUGAAGGGAUUCCACCGGAAAACCGCGCUCUCCUCACUUCCUUUGACCUAGACCGCGACCAAGUCAUCAAAACGCUUGGGUUGCAUUGGGAACCAGCUACAGAUUGUCUACGUUACAAAACUGACUUCCCACCCGACACAGAAAACCAGCCUAUCACCAAACGGAUUACACUCUCGUUGAUUGCUCGUCUCUACGAUCCGCUUGGCUUGGUAGGACCCGUCGUCACAUCCGCGAAAAUCUUCAUGCAAAACUUGUGGACUCUAAAAACCGACGACGGAUCAUCUUGGAGUUGGGACAAGGAAUUGCCAAUCGACUAUCAAACCCGGUGGAUCGAUUACAAGUCGCAGCUACCCAGACUCAACGAACUCCGCAUAACUCGCUGCAUUCUCUUGGCGAAUCCGGAAACCAUUCAAAUCCACAUUUUCUCCGAAGCUUCGCAGCUUGCGUAUGGAGCCUGCACCUACAUCAGAUCAACCAAUGCAUCUGGGAGAAUCAAAGUUGCCCUACUCACUGCAAAAUCAAGGGUAGCUCCUCUCAAGCGGAAGUCAAUUCCUCGACUUGAACUGUGUGGGGCCCUAUUGGCAGCGCAACUUUACGAGAAGGUAAAAUCAUCGCUACAGCUCGACGCAGAAUGCUACUGUUGGGUCGACAGCACCGUCGUACUGUACUGGCUUCGGGCAUCACCGUCUGUUUGGAACACUUUUGAUGCUAACCAAACUUCAAAAAUUCAGCUCGCCACCUAG